UUAUUAGUGGUGCUUUUUUCUUUCCAUCAACUGGUAUUCGGUUAUCCGUGUUAAACAAAUAUCUAAAUUUUAUAUAUUGUAUAUUAUAUAAAUAAAUUAUAACUAAGUGUUUCGGAAUGUAAUUAAGCAGCAUUAUCCACAUAAAAUAAUGGUACGAAAAAAACGAGAAAUCGUAAUAAAGGAAAAUAUUCAAGGACGAAGUUACCUUAAAAAAAUAUGUUGUUCGUAUAUAAUACUGUCCAUCCUCGUAAUUUCUAAUGCCUUGCCCCCAGUAAUACGAGUAGGUGCCAUAUUUACGGAAGAUGAACGCGAAAGCAGUAUUGAAUCUGCAUUUAAAUACGCAAUAUACCGUAUAAAUAAGGAAAAGACUCUUCUUCCCAAUACACAAUUGGUUUACGAUAUUGAGUAUGUUCCCCGAGAUGACUCGUUUCGCACUACUAAAAAGGUUUGCAGUCAGUUGGAAGCAGGUGUUCAAGCAAUUUUUGGCCCAACAGAUGCUCUUUUAGCUAGUCAUGUACAAUCCAUAUGCGAAGCAUAUGAUAUACCCCAUAUUGAAGGUCGAAUUGACCUCGAAUAUAAUUCUAAAGAAUUUUCUAUAAAUUUAUAUCCGUCGCAUACGCUCUUAACUCUAGCAUAUAGAGAUAUAAUGGUAUAUUUGAACUGGACGAAGGUGGCAAUAAUUUAUGAAGAAGAUUAUGGUCUAUUUAAUUUGAUGCACUCAUCAACUGAGACGAAAGCGGAAAUGUAUAUAAGGCAAGCAAGUCCGGAUUCCUAUCGCCAAGUUUUACGAGCGAUACGUCAAAAGGAAAUUUACAAAAUAAUAGUGGAUACAAAUCCGUCCCAUAUAAAAUCGUUUUUUAGAUCCAUUUUGCAACUACAAAUGAAUGACCAUCGUUACCAUUAUAUGUUUACAACAUUCGACUUGGAGACAUAUGAUCUGGAAGAUUUCAGAUAUAACAGCGUAAAUAUAACUGCAUUUCGGCUGGUAGAUGUCGAUAGCAAAAGAUAUCUCGAAGUAAUUAAUCAAAUGCAGAAAUUACAACACAAUGGAUUGGACACUAUAAAUGGAAGUCCUUAUAUACAGACGGAGUCCGCAUUAAUGUUUGAUUCGGUGUACGCGUUUGCGAAUGGACUACACUUUCUAAAUUUGGAUAAUCACCAAAAUUUUUAUAUCAAAAACCUAUCCUGCACCUCCGACCAAACCUGGAAUGAUGGAAUUUCAUUGUAUAACCAAAUAAAUGCAGCCAUCACAGACGGACUGACUGGCACUGUCCAAUUUGUGGAAGGUCGGCGAAACAUAUUUAAGCUUGAUAUUCUUAAACUAAAGCAAGAAAAAAUACAAAAGGUUGGAUAUUGGCAUCCCGACGACGGUGUUAACAUUUCGGAUCCAACAGCUUUCUACGAUUCAAAUAUCGCAAAUAUAACCUUGGUCGUUAUGACUAGAGAGGAGCGGCCGUAUGUUAUGGUUAAAGAAGACAAAAAUCUAACUGGAAAUUUGAGGUUUGAAGGAUUUUGUAUUGAUCUUUUAAAAGCAAUCGCCACACAAGUUGGGUUUCAAUAUAAAAUUGAAUUAGUUCCCGAUAAUAUGUACGGUGUUUACAUACCAGAGACUAAUUCAUGGAAUGGAAUCGUGCAGGAAUUAAUGGAAAGGCGUGCUGAUCUUGCUGUAGCCUCAAUGACAAUUAAUUAUGCUCGGGAAAGUGUUAUCGACUUUACCAAACCAUUUAUGAACUUGGGCAUUGGCAUAUUAUUCAAGGUGCCGACAAGUCAACCAACACGACUGUUCUCCUUUAUGAACCCUUUGGCAAUCGAGAUAUGGCUUUAUGUGCUAGCUGCAUACAUAUUAGUAUCUUUCGCGCUCUUUGUAAUGGCUCGAUUUUCUCCAUAUGAGUGGAAAAACCCCCAUCCAUGCUACAAGGAAACGGAUAUAGUGGAAAAUCAGUUUUCCAUAUCAAACAGUUUUUGGUUUAUAACAGGAACAUUCUUACGCCAAGGAUCUGGACUUAAUCCGAAGGCAACCUCGACGCGUAUUGUGGGCGGAUGCUGGUUCUUUUUUUGCCUAAUCAUUAUAUCUUCAUACACUGCCAACUUAGCUGCAUUUCUAACAGUUGAACGGAUGAUUUCCCCCAUUGAAAGCGCUUCUGAUUUGGCAGAGCAAACCGAAAUAUCAUAUGGAACUUUGGAAGGUGGAUCGACAAUGACAUUUUUUAGGGAUUCAAAAAUUGGUAUAUAUCAAAAAAUGUGGCGUUAUAUGGAAAACCGUAAAACAGCUGUAUUUGUAAAAACCUAUGAAGACGGAAUUAAACGAGUAAUGGAAGGAAGCUAUGCUUUUUUGAUGGAAUCGACAAUGCUGGACUAUGCUGUUCAACGUGAUUGUAAUCUGACCCAAAUAGGAGGCCUUCUUGAUUCUAAAGGUUAUGGUAUCGCAACACCCAAGGGCUCUCCAUGGAGAGAUAAAAUAUCACUUGCUAUUUUAGAGCUUCAAGAAAAGGGUAUUAUUCAAAUAUUAUAUGACAAAUGGUGGAAAAAUACAGGUGACGUUUGCAACAGAGAUGAUAAGAGCAAGGAGUCCAAAGCCAAUGCACUUGGAGUAGAAAAUAUUGGUGGCGUGUUUGUUGUUCUCCUUUGUGGACUUGCGCUUGCAGUUGUUGUAGCCAUAUUUGAGUUUUGCUGGAAUUCUAGAAAAAAUUUAAAUACUGAAAAUCAAUCUCUGUGUUCAGAAAUGGCAGAGGAACUUCGUUUUGCAAUGCACUGCCAUGGUUCAAAAUCAAGACAUAGACCGCGAAAACGAAGUUGCCUUAAUUGUUCGUCUGUACCAACAUAUGUUCCGAGUAAUGUGAGCACGUCAAAUGUGGGCGUUUACUAUAAUUACUUUAAUUAACUUUUACCAUGCUUUAACACGUUUAUUCAAACAAAACAAAUAUAGUUUUUUCUACAAUUUGUAAUGACAUUAUUACUAUAUAAAUAAUAUGCAAUUUUAAAAAUGUUAUUAUUUUUAUUUGAAAGAAAACUAGCUUGGGCUUGAAAAGAUACAUACCUAGGGUUAGGCGUACAAUUUAUAGUUUCAGAUGAUUGCCACGCUACUAUACUAUAGUGCUCACAAACUGCGCAAUACUGUCUCGCCCACACUUUAAAAAUUUGUAGAUUAAUGUAUUUUCUUUUUCUGUGAGUGCCAGUUGCGAAUAGAAGCAAGUGCACAAGCCAGUCCCUUAUCUGAUGCGACGAAGCCGUUGAUAUCCACUUCCGUCACGAAGAGAGGUUUACACCUUCCCGUGUCCAGCGCAGGAAGCAGCCACAUCUCCCAUCGAAGUUAAGGGCUGACAUUCCAAACCUGGUUUUAUCUGGUCUUGGCUGGUCUUGCUUCCUGCUCUCCUAGUUAACUCAAUGCUACGUUUCUACCAUUUCCUUCAAUGCAAGAGUGCUGUGAUAACGAUGAAACAAUAGCAAGAAAAUUGAAUAACCUUGUUAUACAGACCGGGUAGCAAGCUUCCCACAUUUUCUAAAAUAUUCAAGACAAUAACGCAACGAGUUGUCCAGACAUAUUGAAGACUUUUAAAAACGAACAUUAAUGGGCUUUAUAAGUUGAAAUCCCUUGGAAGUCUGCAUAAGAGGGCACACCUCUCAGCCUCCUUGACUAGCCCGCUGACCAGAAGAAAGCUUAAACAAAGACACCCUGCCGAUCUCUGGACAAUAAGACAAAAUGUCUCUUAAGCAGUAAUAUUUAUUGUUAUAAAUAAUAUUUCAUCUCUAGUCUGUUGUGCACUCCCCGAAUUUUUCUUUUCCUUUAAGUUACGAAAGUCGCUUACAAUAGUUUGAUCACUUAAAAACUUUCCACCCAAUUUGUACGGCAUAUACACUAUUACGGUAAACCAAUCAAUAAAACCAAUCUAGAAGAGAGGAGCAUGGCUGUGCACUUGUCUAAAAGCUAGGGAAAUUUGAUAUCGUUGCCGAUGUGGUUUCUGCUACGGUCUUCAUUUCCGAAGGCGAUGCAGACUCCUCAGUGCUCAUGAUACCAAACGAAGAACAUCAUGUUCACGAGUUAGCUGAUACUCGACCACAAUUAUUUAAAGUAUCCCACUGUCACCUGGAAUGGAAUUACACAGUGGCUGGUGAUGGAUAUCUUCGAUUCGGAAGAAAUAAGGUAAGCGAAAAGAAAACCAAAGGAAGGAUCGCAUAUAAAUCCUGAAGAAAUUUCAUUUUCCAAGAAUGUCUUAUACGCAGUGGCUUCCGGCGACCACUCUAAACUAUUGAAUUGAGAGUCACAACAACGAGUCAGCGUUACUACCGACUCCCAUGACUCAGACCUUGAAAGACGUACAUUGGCAAUAAAACGAAGAAAAAUCUAAUCAUUUUUCAAAAGUGUGGGCAGAGCAGUUAUGGUCGGCUUGUGGGCGUGACAAAACAUUUUUUGGCAAAUCGAUAGAAAUUUACUAGACUAAUAAAAAUACGAAAAUAUUUUUCAAAAGCGUGUGCUUUUGGGUCAGGGUCAGAUCUGCUCUACUAUUAAAACUGAUCAAAAAUAUGUAUACUUUAUUUGGGCGAAAACGCUUCCUUCUAAAUGUUACAUACUUUUCAAAAAUCUAAUCUACCUUUUUACGGGUUUAAUAAAUAGAAGUCACAAAUGUAUGUACCUCCUUGGGGUUUCCAAUAAUUAGAUCCGAACAAUAUGACACCGCAUGCUGGUUCUUUAAAUAGCCCGUAGCUAAAGUGGUUUGCUUUACGUUCUUAGUGUCGUUGAAUUGUUUAACUCCGGGGUGUGUUGCUCGUAGCUUACCGCUGAAGUACGACAAGAAUUAAAUCGAUAAGUUUUAUUAAAAGGUAACGUCACUUUUUCCAACCAGACUUAGACCAAAGACCCAUAUAAUAAUUAGUUAAUACAAAAAGAACAUAAUACAGUUUGCAAUACAAUAUAAUGUAUGUAUAAUUUUAUUUUGUUACAUUUUUUAAUGUACAUCAUAUUUUACAAUAAACGUGUUACCUAAAU
This is a messenger RNA of Drosophila melanogaster (fruit fly), 4984 nucleotides long. RefSeq lists its product as uncharacterized. The transcript is spliced from 14 exons. NCBI's taxonomy places the organism in Eukaryota, Metazoa, Arthropoda, Insecta, Diptera, Drosophilidae. Gene Ontology annotation, biological process: monoatomic ion transmembrane transport; monoatomic ion transport; ionotropic glutamate receptor signaling pathway. Gene Ontology annotation, molecular function: monoatomic ion channel activity; ligand-gated monoatomic ion channel activity; signaling receptor activity. Gene Ontology annotation, cellular component: membrane; postsynaptic membrane; presynaptic membrane. The record is from RefSeq and is marked reviewed. Bases 149 to 2881 code for a protein of 910 amino acids.